Molecule: messenger RNA, 2009 nt
Organism: Plectropomus leopardus (leopard coralgrouper)
Lineage: Eukaryota; Metazoa; Chordata; Actinopteri; Perciformes; Serranidae
Source: RefSeq, a predicted model, not a curated record
AUGUCUUCCUGGAUUUCCAAGUACACCUGAGAACGAACCCCAAACUCAGAUAUGGAAGCAGCUUGCAAAACAGAGACAUCCAAAAAGAAAGCACCUACCUUGGAACCAUCCAGUGCAGCACAGCUUCCUCUGAGCACCAACUGUCUGGCAUGCUCAGACGACGGCAGUUACCUCAGCCUGGGUCACUCGCAGGGCUUGUCUGUGUGGUGCGCAUCUUCUCUGAUCUGUGCUGCUGAGUGGCUGCACGACACACUGGAAAUUACAUCUAUUCAAAUGACCAGAAUGGGUGAGACGGCCUAUCUGCUCGGCACUGUUGAUGAUAUGGGUGUUGCCCGAGUCUUUGCAUAUCACUGUGACAGCAUUCACCUCCUCACUGUUAUUAACAUCAUGGAAAAUGUCAACAAAAGGAGCAUUUGCUUGACAUUUGAAUUGUGUGAGGGUGGAGAUUAUGGAGCCGUGUCACUCAGAUGUAAUGGUGCAGCUUGGCUUGAGGUUUAUAACUUCCCCACAGAAGCAUGGCUGAAAGAGUUAGAGGCGGCGCAAUCACAAAAUCAGGAUCCAGAUUCAUCUGGAGAUGUGGACCUGAAAUGGUCUCCAGUUGCAGUGGUAAUUAAAGUAAAGGCACCUAAAAUUUCAGCAGGGGCUGCAUUGGAUGGUCCCCCUGAUGUGUUGCAGAUGACAGACUUUUUUACACAAUGUUUGGCUCUGGACGUAGAAACCAGCAGCAGUCAACAAUGGGAGGAGCAGUCUUCUGAUACAGACGCAGAAAAAACGAAGGAAACGAAUGAAAGCCUGAGAUGUUGUACCCAGCACUUCCUUCUGCCUUGUGGACAGUUUCCUGGUGGCAGUAAAGCAAAGUCUCAGCCAGGGUUGCCUGUUGCUAUCUGUGUGUGGUGGAGUGGCAGCCAUAAUCUUCUUCAAUAUUUGCUGCAAAAAGCACCAAAGAACAAACCAGAUGUGGAGCCCACGCCAGAUGUGUUGUGGCCAAAUGCAAAGGAAAUCCUCUGCUCUGCUGUCAGUAGAUGCACCCGUUUCGUAGCUCUUGGCCUUGACGGUGCUUUGGUGUGUGUGUGGGACAGGCAAACCGGGUCUCCUUUGUCUGUUAUCUGCAUGUCAGCAGCAACACACAGUGCCUUCUUCAGGAUGUUAUUUGUGAAUUCCUGGCCACAGUCUGCUGAUGACUUCCAGACUUUUACCCCAGCAAACAUCCAUCUUUUGGUGUUGUGUAAAAGUGGAGCAAUUCAUACAGUCACAGCGGGACGAGGGACACAGUCCUGCACUGUGCAGCUCACCGAAAGGCCUAAAGAUAACGGGGAACUACCAACUGUCACUGCACCAAUACCAUUUCUGCAGAGUUUGUUGCUCAUGGUGCAGAGAAAUGGGAAAAUGUUCCUUCAAGAUGUCAUCAACAAAACCAUUGUUUGCUUCUUGAUUCCUCCCACAACUCAUGUGAUCGCCACUCCCUGCAAUCCUGUCUAUGCUCUGAACAUCAAACAGCAGACAAUGUUCAUUAAAGGUGACCAGGACCCGAGCUGCAGUGGGUCUCCUGAAGAAGGAACCCACAGUAAGCUUUUCAUGUUCUAUUUUGGAGAGCAUGACAUCAUCAAGCCGAAUAUCAUUUUCCUUCAAGAUUCACCACGGCAACAAAACACACCGAGCCGUGUCAUUCUCGAAGACACCUGCAAUCUCUACCUCCAGCACAGAGCACUCUCAGUCGAUGAAAGGAACAAAAUCAUAAUGCAGACAUGGAAGCAGCUUCAGGAAAGUGCAGAGCAGAGACACAGCAGAGCUGCAGCCAGCUGAGAACAGCAACAGAUCUUUAUUGCACAGAGGUACUUUUGUAUUAAUGUGCAUUUUAAAUUUAUUGUGCAUUUUAUAUUUAUUUUAUGGUGGUUCGAAGCGUCUACUAAACCCUUUUAAACAUUGACUGCACUAUUCUCCUCGACACACAGUGCCUAUUUAUACAGUUUUUUUCUGUGUGAAACUUCUGUAAUUAGUGCAGUAUAGUA